AUGUCCACAUGUGUCUCUGAGCCCGUGUGCCUGCUGUGUUCUGCGGUCUGCGGCGAGGCACGGCCAGCCCAGUUCCACAAGCACAGAACAAGCUGUGCGAGCAGACACGAGCAGGUGAAGGUAGACUGCCAACCCCUCUGCACCACUCCUGGCUCCGAGGAGCAGAACCCGGCUGGUACUUGUCCUGGCUUGGACCAGAAUUCUGGUUCUGCAGCCUCCACCUUACCACCUGCUUCUGGCCCUUCUCAUCCUCAGAGAAAACCCAAGAUCACUGCUUCCCGCAAACUCUUGCUGAAGAGCCUGAUGCUGGCCAAGGCCAAGGAGUUCUGGGAGCAGGAGCACGAGGAGCGUGAGGCUGAGAAGGUGCGCUACCUGGCCGAGCGUAUCCCCACUCUGCAGACCCGCGGACUGUCCCUCAGCGCCCUGCAGGACCUGUGCCGGGAGCUGCACGCCAAGGUGGAGCUGGUGGACGAAGAGCGCUACGACAUCGAGGCCAAAUGCAUCCACAACACCAGGGAGAUUAAGGACCUGAAGCUGAAGGUGCUGGACCUCCGCGGGAAGUUCAAGCGCCCGCCCCUGCGUCGGGUCCGUGUCUCGGCUGACGCCAUGCUCAGGGCCCUGCUGGGCUCCAAGCACAAGGUGUCCAUGGAUCUGCGAGCCAACCUCAAGUCCGUGAAGAAGGAAGACACAGAGAAGGAGCGGCCCGUGGAGGUGGGCGACUGGAGGAAGAACGUGGAGGCCAUGUCUGGGAUGGAAGGCCGGAAGAAGAUGUUUGAUGCUGCCAAGUCUCCGACCUCACAGUAAAGGCCGGUUUGCUGUGCUGCACUCUGGGCUCCUGCUCCUUGCCCCCUUCCUUCCACUCUGCUCACCCACUUCUCUCCCCACGAGCCUCCCUCCCUGCCCCACCUCUCCCCUCUAGCCUGCAUGCCCUCUUCUGGAACUGGGAUUAAACAAACACACAGGACAGGAGAAACACAAGUGCUUGAAGACCUCACCCAAGCAGGGUGGGCUUCCAGCCACCCAGGGAGACACCCCGCGGCUUCCCGGCCACCCGUGGUACAGCAAGCUGAGAAGGAGGCUGUGAAGCACCUUUCCCAACCCAUGUAACCUCCCUUCACUGCUGUGAUGAUGUACAGUGUCCACAGGCAUCAUGGCCUCCCCAUUAAAAACCCAGUUUCCUGGUUA
Messenger RNA from Cynocephalus volans (Philippine flying lemur), 1185 nucleotides. RefSeq names its product troponin I1, slow skeletal type (gene TNNI1). The coding region runs from base 1 to 804 and encodes 267 amino acids. Gene Ontology annotation, cellular component: troponin complex. Gene Ontology annotation, biological process: cardiac muscle contraction; skeletal muscle contraction. The transcript is spliced from 9 exons. NCBI's taxonomy places the organism in Eukaryota, Metazoa, Chordata, Mammalia, Dermoptera, Cynocephalidae. The record is from RefSeq and is a predicted model, not a curated record.